UUUUUUUUUUCAUCGUAAUACAUAAAUCGUCACAAAUUGUUGCUCGAGUUAUUGGGGAUUAGCGAGACAUAAAGCACAAAAGGCUCAUUUAAAGAUAAACGUCAUUGGUGGUGUGUUAGCGGACGCCCCUAAUGCGAGCUAUAUAAAAGACCAACAAACUAUAAGGUGGUCAUAUGACUACUGAGUUCAACAUGGCUCGUGUUUUGCUUCUGUUUUUGUUUACGCUGUCCGGUGUUUUUGCCGGACGUUAUUUUAACGAGAAUCAACCUUGUUACAGACCUCUGGCACGAAGAAGUCAAAUGGGAAUCAAGACGGUGCCACGUCCACAUGAAUACCUGAACAUUGCUGAGCUGCCCAAAGCCUGGGACUGGAGAAAUAUCAAUGGCACCAACUUUGUCAGUACCACACGCAACCAACACAUCCCCCAGUACUGUGGGUCCUGUUGGGCUCACGGUAGCACAAGUGCACUUGCAGAUCGGAUUAAUAUCAAGCGGCAGGCAGCUUGGCCGUCUGCAUAUCUCUCAGUCCAGAAUGUUAUUGACUGUGCAAAUGCUGGCUCCUGUCAUGGGGGUGAUCACUCUGGCGUGUGGGAAUAUGCCCACUCCAAUGGCAUCCCUGACGAAACCUGCAACAAUUACCAGGCAAAAGACCAGGAUUGUAAACCCUUUAAUCAAUGUGGUACAUGCACAACCUUUGGUCAGUGUAAUAUUGUGAAGAAUUACACGCUGUGGAAGGUUGGAGACUAUGGCUCUGUGAGUGGCCUAGAGAAGAUGAAAGCUGAAAUUUAUGCUGGGGGUCCCAUCAGCUGUGGGAUCAUGGCUACUGACAAGCUGGAUGCAUACACUGGUGGUCUAUACUAUGAGUAUGUGGAUAAUCCCUACAUUAACCACAUUGUGUCUGUGGCUGGCUGGGGUGUCGAUGAGAAUGGAAUAGAGUAUUGGAUUGUCCGGAACUCCUGGGGAGAGCCGUGGGGUGAAAAGGGAUGGCUCAGGAUCGUGACCAGUGCUUACAAAGGUGGUAGUGGAAGCCAAUAUAACCUAGCCCUUGAGGAGGACUGCAUGUAUGGAGACCCCAUUGUACCAGCAGGCUACAUCUGGAAUGUUUAGCAGAGGGAGACCAACUAAGUUGCACAGUGCCUAAAACAAUUGUAGUUCAGUGUUUUGUGAUUGAUCCCAGAGCUGCAACCACGUGCUACUUUUGGUUUUCUCUGCAGGGAAUAUCUAUGUACUGACUGUUAAAGCUGAAUCCAAAAAUCUAUUUGUUUGUUAUAUAGGAAUCUUUAUACUACAUCUAUUUAAAUCAUGACCUUUUUUUUGUAGUGGAUGCAAAAUGUCUCUUUUUGCACUGAAAAAUAGGCCACUCCACCUGCAGUUUGAUUUAACUAUUCCACUUUGUUCCUUUCAGCUUAAAGUGAAAGCUGAGUUUUUAACCUCUUGCCAACAUGCUGUAGUGGACACCCAUUCAGAUCCCAGCCCUGUUUCACAAAUCUUGUUUUCCCACUGUC
This is a messenger RNA of Electrophorus electricus (electric eel), 1504 nucleotides long. RefSeq names its product cathepsin Z (gene ctsz). Lineage: Eukaryota; Metazoa; Chordata; Actinopteri; Gymnotiformes; Gymnotidae. The record is from RefSeq and is a predicted model, not a curated record. Gene Ontology annotation, molecular function: cysteine-type peptidase activity. Gene Ontology annotation, biological process: proteolysis.